AUGGCGUACCCGUACGACGACUCCGACCCCUUUGCCCAGCCCGACGCGCACUUCCCCCCUCCGCCUUAUGGACAGAUACAGGGCGAGCCCCUCCCACUCUUCCCCUACGGAUAUCCCCCCAUGGUCGGCGGCCUCAUCACGAAUCCAGGCGGCGCAGCAACGACAGAAGACGCAGGAUCGACAGGCAGCGGCGAAGCCCCGUCCGCCCCGCAACCACAGCCGAUGCACCAUCUGCAGGAAAUGUUCGGGAUGCCGCCCGAGGAAUCGUCCGAGGGCCCACUCGCCGAGGUCGCCUCUGUGAUUCAGUCCUGGUACGGCGUCAACGUGACGAACUUCGAUCCCUCCCAGUCUCAGCCUGAGUACGCCAGCUGGGGACCGUCCUCGAGCGCGGCGAAUCACUCACAACAAACGCGCGCAGCUCCUGCCCCGCCUCCCUUACAGCAACCGCACGCCACCCCGACAGAAAGAAAGGAUGAGGCCGAGCGCGACAGCGACCCGUUGUCAUACCUGAACGGCCUCGCGAAGAGCGACUACGCGCCCUUCGCCCACGUCCCUAGCGAGGACACGCUGAGCGGCGCGGCCGCGUGGCGACUGACAGUCGAUCCUUUCCCGUUCUCGAGCGGACUCGAAGGCGCUGCCGGACUCCAGCUCCAGCCCACACAGGUCAGCAUGAGCGGCAUGCGGCCAGAUGUCCUCGCCAAGCACGCAAAGGACGUCGAGGAGCUCCAGUCCUACCUCGAGGAGUUGAUCAGUCUCAUGACGCCGUUCGCAUUCACGCCGACGAACCCAGCCCCGCCCCCGCCCCCACCCUACCUGCACACACGCAUUGCGCGCUUCGCCGCCCUGAUCCGUGGCAAGCUGGAGCAGCUCGAGGCCUCGUCUCAAUCAAGUCUGGAUCCGGGCUUCCUCGAUCUCCCCCCACACAAGGACGGGGGCAUGAGCCAGGCCGAGAAGGACAUGGAGUUCAUCCGGCGCCGGCGCGACGUGCUGAAUGCGAAAGCGCGCAGAGACGCGCAGGUCGCAUACGUCCGCCCCGCGUUCUUCCCACAGGCGCAGCGCAUAUUGCCCCUCCCCCGGUGUCGCGCUUGCGGAGGGAAUAUGCGCGGAGACGUGUGCGAGAACUGCUACCGCCGCAGACCGUAUUAG
Trichosporon asahii var. asahii CBS 2479 is the source of this 1146-nucleotide messenger RNA. RefSeq lists its product as uncharacterized. NCBI's taxonomy places the organism in Eukaryota, Fungi, Basidiomycota, Tremellomycetes, Trichosporonales, Trichosporonaceae. The record is from RefSeq and is a predicted model, not a curated record. The coding region runs from base 1 to 1146 and encodes 381 amino acids. The transcript has 2 exons.